UCAUAACACAGAAUAGAUCCUGUUGCUAUUUCUUGAUUCUCUAAAGCCAGUUUGAAUUCAAAUCCCUAUUAGCAAUCCAAAAGAAAAAAUUUAGAAAACAGAAGAAGAAUAUGGCUGAGGAGAAGGGAACACAGAUUCCAAAAGUUAAACUUGGAACUCAAGGAUUUGAGGUCUCAAAAUUGGGGUUUGGAUGCAUGGGUCUCACUGGUGUCUACAACUCUCCUGUUUCUGAUGAGGAUGGAAUCUCAAUAAUAAUAGAUGCCUUCAAUAAAGGAAUCACUUUCUUUGACACAGCUGAUGUAUAUGGACCUCAUACAAAUGAAGUUCUUGUUGGGAAGGCAUUGAAGCAAUUGCCAAGAGAAAAAAUUCAAUUAGCCACAAAGUUUGGUAUUGCUGGAAUUAUGCAUCCUCCUAGUAUUAAAAUCACAGGUACUCCGGAAUAUGUCCGGUCUUGCUGUGAGGCAAGCUUGAAGCGUCUUGAUGUGGACUACAUUGAUCUGUAUUAUCAACAUCGGGUGGACACUACGGUGCCUAUAGAGGAAACUAUGGGUGAGCUGAAGAAACUUGUGGAAGAAGGAAAGAUAAAGUACAUUGGCUUAUCUGAAGCCAGUCCCGACACAAUAAGAAGGGCACACGCAGUUCAUCCCAUAACCGCUCUACAAAUGGAGUGGUCACUCUGGACUCGUGAUAUUGAGGAAGAGAUUAUUCCACUUUGCAGGGAGCUUGGCAUUGGAAUAGUUCCAUAUAGUCCUCUUGGUCGUGGGUUUUUCGGUGGCAAAGCAGUUGCUGAAAGUGUGCCUUCAAAUAGUUUUGUGUCAUCGCAUCCUCGGUUUGUAGGAGAGAACUUGCAGAAGAACAAGACUAUUUACAAUCGACUGGAAAACCUUGCUGAAAAGCACCAAUGCCUUACCGCUCAACUAGCAUUAGCAUGGGUUCUCCACCAAGGAGAUGAUGUUGUACCUAUCCCAGGGACAACAAAGAUAAAGAACCUGGAUGCAAAUAUUGGCUCCUUGAAGGUGAAACUUGGGGAGGAAGACGUGAAAGAAGUUUCUGGUGCUGUACCACUAGACCAAGUCGCCGGUGGUAGAACUUUUGGAAACCUGAUGCAUUUGCAAUGGAAAUUCGCCAACACUCCUCCAAAAGAAUCUAAGAUCUGAGCUUUAGACGUCUUAACACAAUAUAAGAGGGCUCUAAAUAUGAUGUGUAAUUUUGCUCUUUCAAUGUAUUCACAUUUUCCGCUCAAAAAGAAAAAGAAAAAAGAGAAAUCUAGAUACGAAUUUCUGGUG
This is a messenger RNA of Rosa rugosa (rugosa rose), 1286 nucleotides long. Its product is annotated as probable aldo-keto reductase 1. Gene Ontology annotation, cellular component: cytoplasm. Bases 111 to 1157 code for a protein of 348 amino acids. NCBI's taxonomy places the organism in Eukaryota, Viridiplantae, Streptophyta, Magnoliopsida, Rosales, Rosaceae. The record is from RefSeq and is a predicted model, not a curated record. The transcript is spliced from 7 exons.